Molecule: messenger RNA, 2049 nt
Organism: Capronia epimyces CBS 606.96
Lineage: Eukaryota; Fungi; Ascomycota; Eurotiomycetes; Chaetothyriales; Herpotrichiellaceae
Exons: 1
Coding region: 1-2049 (682 amino acids)
Molecular function (GO): protein binding
Source: RefSeq, a predicted model, not a curated record
AUGGCGAAGAACAAGAAGGCAAAGAGCGCCGAGGCAAAGGCCGAAGCAAAGGCUCGAGUGCAGGCAAAACAGUCGAGAAAAGCAGCCAAGGGGGAGAAGAAGAAUAAAACGAAAGCGGCUGCCCUGAAUGCCGACUCGGACGCUGACGACGAUGUCGACCUCGACGCCGUCCUGGCGGCUUACGCCGAGGAACAGGCCAAGUUCUUGAAGGUGACAGAACAGCCCUGCGGCCCUCCCAGCCCGAGGUCAUCCGGCACCCUGGUGGCGUCGCCGUCCAACAGGAACGAGCUCUUCCUAUUUGGCGGCGAGUACCACGACGGGAGCACGGCGUCGUUCUACAACGACCUCUUUGUCUACCUCGUCGACAAAGGUGAGUGGCACCAGGUCUCCUCUGGGAACAGCCCGUUGCCUCGGAGCGGCCAUGCAGCCUGCCGGGGCGGCAACACCGGCGGCAUAUAUGUGUCCGGAGGCGAGUUUUCGUCACCCAAGCAGAACCAGUUCUACCAUUACCAUGACUUUUGGCAUCUGGAUACCGAGACCCGAGAGUGGACGAAACUUGAGCCACGCGCCAAGGGUAAAAUUCCACCAGCUCGUAGCGGCCACAGAAUGACCUACUUCAAGAACUACAUUGUCCUCUUCGGCGGGUUCCAGGACACAUCUCAGCAGACGAGGUAUCUGAAUGAUCUCUGGAUCUACGACUGCAAGGAGAACAUCUGGCACGAAAUGAAGGCCCCAACGGCGUCCCAGAAGCCUGACCCGCGCUCUUCGUUCAGCUUUCUCCCGCACGAGACCGGCGCCGUCCUCUACGGAGGCUACUCGCGCGUCAAGGCCACGGCCACAAGCGGGAAACAGGGAAAAGGGAGCGGGCCUUUGGUGCGCAACAUCCUCAAGCCACAUGUACAUCAGGAUUCCUGGUUUCUUCGAAUCACGCCUCCUGCCGCAGAGGCUCCAAGCGGGACGCCACCGACCCUACGCUGGGAACGGCGCAAGAGGCCUGCAAACGCGCCUAACCCACCACGUGCGGGUACCACAAUGUCUUACCAUAAAGGCCGUGGGGUUGCCUUUGGUGGCGUCCACGAUGUGGAGGAAAGCGAGGAGGGAAUCGAGAGCGAAUUCUUCAAUGACUUGUUCAUCUGGAAUGUUGAUCGGAACCGCUUCUUUCCUCUCACAUUGAGACGCCCGAAGACUGGAGGAAAGAAACAGACACAAGCACCCCGAGGCCGAGACCGGGGAAAGGCGGACGAGGAAGAACUCUUGCGGAAUCUAGCAGCAUUGCAGACCAAGGGAUCAAUCUCGGCAGCAGAAACAAGGGAAAUAGAACAGGUUCGUCAUGACGACGAACCUGAGCCCACAAAGAAAGACGUCCCCGUGCGAUUCGAGAUGCCUCACCCACGCUUUAACGCCCAGCUCUGUGUUCAGGACGACGUUCUGUACAUAUUCGGCGGCACCUUUGAGAAGAAGGACCUGGAGAUCACCUUUUCAGAUCUCUAUGCAGUGGAUCUCGGCAAGCUUGACGGCGUCAGGGAACUCUAUUACACGGAGCCUGUCAAUUGGAACGUGACCAGCCAAGAGAGCGACGAUGAGAUGGCCGACGAUGAUGAAGAGGAGGACGAUUCAGAUAUGGAUUCUGAUGACGAGGACAACGACUAUAUGUCGGUCGAUGCGCCAUCGACGGCACCGACAGAAGUGACUGUCCCACCCAUAGAACCGGAGGCGGCCACGGAGACCGAGCCCGAAACAAGCGCAAAGCAGGACUCGCGGCCCUUCCCCCGUCCGUUUGAGAGUCUGAGAGACUUUUACGCACGAACCUCGGAGGAAUGGCAGGGGCUUGUACUUGAAUCCAAAAGGGCGAGGGCUACCGCGUCCACGCUCGGGGAGCAAUCCGUGAAGGAGAUCCGGAAGGCAGCCUUCGAGCAGGCAGAGGAGAGAUGGUGGGAUUGCAGAGAGGAGGUCCGCAACCUGGAGGACGAACAAGAAGCAGCAGGCAUCGGGGAGGUUAUCAGCAUGGCCGAACGCGGUACAGAGAGUGCAGCUGCAAGACGGCGCUGA